This is a messenger RNA of Plasmodium inui San Antonio 1, 1659 nucleotides long. RefSeq lists its product as hypothetical. The record is from RefSeq and is a predicted model, not a curated record. The transcript is spliced from 2 exons. NCBI's taxonomy places the organism in Eukaryota, Apicomplexa, Aconoidasida, Haemosporida, Plasmodiidae. Bases 1 to 1659 code for a protein of 552 amino acids.
AUGCAGACCAACGCGGAAAUUUCAGGCAUGAAGGAGAAUUGCGGCGGAGAGCAACACUUGGAAGGGAACUACAAAGUCUGCAAGGCGACUAAUGGCAUAUAUAACAACGAAAUGAAUCAUUACGAUGGACAUUACGAGGAAAAUUACGAUGUACAUUACGAUGAAAAUUUCGAUAGACAUUACGAUGAAAAUUUCGAUAGACAUUACGCUGGACAUUAUGAGGAAAAUUGUGAGGAAAAUUACAAAGAAAAUUACGGGGAAAAUUACGAACAACAAUACGAUGAACAGUACGAUGAGCAAUACGAAGAACAUUACCUAAGCGUGAGAGAAGAAAAUGACAACCCCAGGAAUCUAACACAGGAAUCGAACCACUCGUCAGACGAAAAUUAUUACCCAAACAGUUUGAACGAAAUGAAUAACUAUAACUCUGCCUUGUUAGCGGAUAAAGAUAACCAUGAAAAUUCUACCAAGAAUGAGUAUGAAAUGGACACCUUAGACAAUUACGUAUUAGCGAACGGAACGGAUAGCUAUGGAGCAAAACCGUACGACUGUGUCGUCACAGAAAACGGUAAGAGUGUCGUCAGUAUGAAUGGGACUGUAACGAAUCAGAGCAAAUUGAUGACCCCCAAAAAUUUCGGCUACGGAGUAAGUAUAGGGAAUAGCUCCUUGGGAAGCGUUGGAAUGGGCCAAAUGGGCGAUACCAAUCAUGCCGGUUUCAUCAACGGAGUGAGCCCCAUGGAAACGAUGAGCUUUAUCGGUAAUAUGGGCGUUGUGAACGGGAUGAGCGGGCUAAACGGUAUGCACAGAAUGAGCUGCAUCAGCGGAGAAAACGAGGCCAACGACGGAGGCAAACUUGGAGGCGCCCAAGCAACGAACAACUUCGCCCAGAAUGAAAAUCCGAACUUUAUGAACAACCACUUUUUAAGUAAGUCCAAAAUGUACAGCGGGGAAAGUAACCAUAUGGAUGAUCCAAAUGUCGAGGGGGGUCAUAUGGUAUCCAUGAAUGGACACAUGAGUGGACACAUGAAUAGUAACAGCGCGAAUGGGAUCAUCAGCACGAACUUUCAAACCUACGCACCGAUGUAUUAUGAAACGAAUACAGCUAGCCAGGAUAACAUGAAUAGCAAUCCCUACGAUGGGGACGGAAAUUAUUUGACAAACUACGCAAGAGACGAUAUGGCCAUGCGAGAUGGACCGCGAAACGAAUCGUUCAAGGAGAAUGAAGAAGAAAUUAUGAAUAACUCCGUGGAUGAUUAUUACGAGAAAGGCAAUGAGCAGCAUGGGUAUCUGCACCAAAGCCAGGAGGGCACUCCGGGGGAGAGCUACCUGCCCUAUAACACCGCGUCUUAUGGAUACAGCGACGCGCGGGGCAACAAUUUCAGCAACAGCAGCAGAAACAGCGGCAGCAACAACGGAAAUAACAACCGCAGUAAUAACAACUAUGCCGUCUCUCCAUACAUGAAUAAUGCCGAUGGUGGAUAUAUUGACGCUAACGGUGGCAGCUAUGCAUACGAAGUAGAUGCCAACAACGGGCUCUACAUGAACGGAUACAAUGGGAACUUGUGUGACACGUACGUCAAUGUCAUGAACGGCAUGGGAAGCAGCGUUAUCCGUGGAAACUUCAACGCAACUCCAGCAGCAACCAGAUCAAAGGCAUGA